AUGUCGGAGUGCGUGGGGGGGUACAUGGUAACAGACCGCGACCAACCUUCAGAGGCCAGUGUUGCUGCGAAGCCAGUAACGGAGCCAUAUAGUAUUCCAUCAGCUUUGUUUCCAACAUCGGCUGGUCCGAAGAAGGAUGCCGCGGAUGUCCUGCCACCCACUGGCCCCACUCUGCAUGAAGCCAUCACCGAUUUAGGCAGAUUGCAGCUGGUCCUCGCAGUUCCAACCGUUAGCACGUUGAGAAACGCACGGCCCUUGCGGAGGCAUGAGAAUGAGCUCUAUGUCGCACAGUUCGUGCUGCAAUCCACCCAUGGGAAGUUUAACAGAUAUUUGUCAACACCGGAGGGUAAGUGUGAGUUGAAUCCCUGCCUGAAGCUGGGACCGGCAGAUGACGUGGAUGGAGCUGGCUUGGACGGCGAUGGUUCCUUUGGCUUCUUGGAUGAUCGAACCCCUGUGAUCUACCAAACGAAUGGGAUCGCCCGGACCGAAGAGGGGCUGUGCAGCAGACCCAUCAAAUGCCGUCGCACGGGGGCACCGGGGCAUUACAUGGAGACGCGAAUGCUGGUGGCACGUCGGCGGGACACCACUGGUUUGCCAUGCUCUGGUCUUGCACGUGCAAAAUCAAUGCGGUCGCGUGAGGAUAUCUGUGCGAACCUGUUCUAUUCUUUCGUAAGCACAUGGCAAAUUUAUGCCUGUUCCGCAAAUGUUGGAGAACUUGGGGACGACGAUUCUGGUGAACGCAUCCUGGUCCGUCGAUCGGUGCGACAUUUUGUGCAGCACCAUUUUCAUGACUUUCCAAUUGCAAAGCAUUUGGCCGACCUGCUGGAUCGUGAGAACCAAUUGCUGGUGAAGAAGCAUAGCUUCGGCAUGCCGAGUCACAUGGAGCGGACGAUGUAUGAGUAUGAUUACUAUACACUGCGUGCAUGGCAAACUUACGAGUGCGAGGGCAAACCUCCAGAAGAAGACCUAGGGCGUCGGCUUGUUGACGCUGCUAAAAACGGCCAAGUGUCUGAAGUACUUCAUCUGGUCAACAAUUGUGGAUGCCACCUAGACACAAUAGUUGCAGAGUUCGGUUGCAUUGGCAGUGGGAAGACGGGCAUUUUCACCCGCAACCCGUGCGGCUAUGCAGAGGAGCGCACGGCAUUGAUAGCUGCAGUGCAAGCAGGGUGGCAGUCGGUCGUGGAAGUGCUACUGGAGUUCGUAAAGGAUGGCAGGAGUAAUGUUAAUGUAGUUUGCCAUGAAUGGAAUCCCAAAGGCAUUGGCGGGGAAUGCUUGCGCCCUUGUUAUACUGCAUUGGACCAAGCCCGCCUGUAUCAUCGCGAAGUCCUGCAAUCUCUCUUAAGCGCAGCUGGGGCUCUACCCCACAAACGAUGCAAGCGAGUGCCUCGCACAAAUCCUUUCGAUGUUCGAGCUCACCAAGACAAGGGUGACCACCAGAGAACAUUCCCAGAUGAGAAGCCCACUGACCGUCAGGAGGAUUUUACCUUCUUCGAGUGGGCAGAAGAAGCACAGAUGGACGAAGAGAUGAAAAACAUCAUCACCGAGUUAAAAGUCGAAUUGCGAGAUUCCCACAAGCUGGAUGAGGCUGAACAGACCAAACUGUUUCGAAGAUUAUGUGCCCGAUGGCAUCCAGACAAGCACCCAGAUGACAAGAAGGUCCUGGCCACCAGAAUUUUCCAAUGGAUUCAGCAUGUAAAAGAUGAUGCUUGGGAAAAUCGCGCGUGGUCCGCCUGA
Symbiodinium necroappetens is the source of this 1734-nucleotide messenger RNA. NCBI's taxonomy places the organism in Eukaryota, Dinophyceae, Suessiales, Symbiodiniaceae. The record is from the annotation of a GenBank genome assembly.